Drosophila gunungcola (fruit fly) is the source of this 2831-nucleotide messenger RNA. It is a transcript of the gene Brd7-9, whose product is annotated as bromodomain-containing protein 7. Lineage: Eukaryota; Metazoa; Arthropoda; Insecta; Diptera; Drosophilidae. Gene Ontology annotation, cellular component: nucleus. Bases 118 to 2706 code for a protein of 862 amino acids. The record is from RefSeq and is a predicted model, not a curated record. The transcript has 4 exons. Gene Ontology annotation, biological process: regulation of transcription by RNA polymerase II.
CUAAUCGAUGUAUUUCCACCUCUAGCGUCUGCCUUUCGUCACCGGAUUUUUGUUUUUCGUUUUUUUGCGUACAUUUGCCACCGGUAUAUUUAAUUUUAGGUCUUUUGGGUGCCCAAGAUGGGCUCCUCGAAGAAGCACAAGAAAAACAAGUCUGAGCGACGCGAGAAAUAUGAGGAAUACAGUCAGCACCAGGAUCCGGCUCAACUGCAGCGGGGACUGAAGCUAAUCCUCAAGGUGGGAUCGAAUGCCACGCCAGAGUACAGUGCCAAUUCGCCAAUGGUGGACGGAGGUCCACCCACAGCCGCCGAGGCCAUGAUGUCGCCCGUUCCCGAGGAACUCCAGGAGAACCAGGUUCAUCGUGAGCGUCACAAGAAGUCCAAGAAAAAGAAGAAGAAGAAGGAUCGAGAGAAGAAGCACAAGCACCACAAGGAGAAGCGCCACAGAAGCAGGGAUCGCCAUCGGGAUGUGGGUUCAGCCGAUGAGGAUAUGGUCCCGAGUGCCGACGAUGCCGCCUGCAGUGGUUUUGCUCCACCUUCGGUGGCUCCACCGGCCGUCGAUCCGGAUUCCAGUCAGGAUGGCUUUAGCUUCAUGGACGACGAUCAGUCUCAGCCGCUGCCCGAGAGUAUCCUGUUCUUUGCGGGCAUCACCACAGAUAACUCGCCGUCCAAUUGUCCAGUGACCAAGCCCAUUGCUCCGCGCAAGUUGGACGAUAUCCUGAUGGGCUCCUCGCCCAACUCCUCGUCCCUGCAAUCCUCCUCACUGGGAUUGGUGGGCAGCAGUCCAACCAAGCCUUUGCCCGAUCUUUUGAUACCUUCUCCAUCCACGCCAGGCGGUGCUAGCUCCCAAAAUGCUCUUACGCCCAAGGCUCUGGAGGCACCAAAGACCCCCAGCAGUUCCAGUGAGUCGGGCAGAGAGCCACGGAGCUGUGUGCUUAAGCUGAAGCAGCAGAAAUCGCCAUUAAAUAAGCUGCUGGAGCAUCUGCUGCGCUUCCUGGAGAAGCGGGAUCCCCACCAGUUCUUCGCCUGGCCAGUGACUGAUGACAUGGCCCCCGGUUACUCCUCCAUAAUUAGCAAGCCCAUGGACUUCUCCACAAUGCGACAAAAGAUCGAUGAUCAUGAGUAUGCCGCUUUGACGGAGUUUAGUGAUGACUUUAAGCUGAUGUGCGAGAAUGCCAUUAAGUACAACCACGUGGAUACGGUCUAUAACAAGGCAGCCAAGCGACUGCUCCAAGUGGGAAUGAAGCAUCUGCAGCCGGAGAAUUUGAUGAGAAGCCUUAAACCACUCUCGGGCUAUAUGAGAGAGCUUACUGCUAAAGAACUAGGAUUCGAACUGAGUUCCAACGAUAUGUCACGGGAAACGCAUGAUUCGGCGGACGAAGGGGCUUCAACGGGAGCAGAGGAGCCACCCACUCCUGCCCAACUAGAGGAAGAGGAGCGCAAGCGGGCUCUCCGCUUAGAGAAUGCCCCAAAAACACAUUUCGAGCCUUUUGUAGACGAUUUAACGGGAGAGGAGAUCCUAGCGCAAGUGCAAAAUGCCGCCCAACAGGCAAAGCAGAGGGUUAAUGCCAAGAAAAAUGCCCACAAGAUGGGUUUCCUGCGACAAACCAAGGACGGCAGCACCACCCUGAAUCUUCUGACCAAAGAGGAGAACGAGGGUCCUGAAAAGGUAGUAACCAUUGGCGAUCUGGUGGGCAAACUGCAAACGGGAAGCACGCAGCUACAGGUGCGGCAGGUUGACAAGAGGAAUGCCAUGAAGCCAGUGAAACCAUUGAGCUAUGGUGCCUUUGCCAGUUUUGCGCCCACUUUUGAUUCCCGCUUUUCCACUCUAAGUGCCGAAGAAACUCAAUUAGUUCUGCGCACGUAUGGGGAUGCCUCCAGUGCGGAAUAUGCGGAGAGCAUCCUGCAGUUCACCAAGGACUCUAGCUAUGGUACCACCAUUGCAAAUGGGCUGCUGGAUAUCCUCACAAACGGAGAGCACAGCAAAUCUUUGGACGAGCUUUACAACAUGCAAUUGCAUUCGUAUGAGCAAAGCGAGAUUGAAAAGUGCUUUGAACAGGAGGAGGAAAUCGCUUGCCGGCAGGAAACCGCCGAGCAAAUCGAGCAAGAGUACGAGAAAUACAAAAACACUCCUGUGGACUUUAAACGAUUGCAAUCUCUCGCGGAUUUGGGCAUCGAUAUGAGCUUCUUGGACGGCAUGGAGGCUGAAAUGAAGAAUUUCGAGCUCAACAGGCGAAUGCACGAACACCUCAGUCAAAACUUGACGCUAAUUGAGAAGCUGCGAGUGACCCAGCAUGAUCGUUUGUCACAGCCCUUGCCGAAUCACCUGGGACUAGUGCAGCCAGCUGGUCAGGAGGAGGCCCAAACCGCCCAGCAAUUGACUCAGCAAAUCAGCGAUCUGGCCAAGAAACUGCCGCCUUCUGCCAUUGCCGAUCCCUAUGCCUUGCGAAAGGCCAUGGGCAUGACCUACGCUGGCCUGCCGCCACCACGUCCAGUUUCUCCGCGCGUCCAGCUGCCCGAGCUGCUGCAACAGCCGGUGGCUCUGCCCCAAUUGCCACCGGUGGCGAUGGAGAUCGACGAGGCGGAUGAGCAGCAUGGCGGUGGCGAUCUGGAAAAUGAGCUGCGCGAGUUUCUCGAAAGCGGUUCCGGCCUGCACUCAGCCAAUCCGGCGGAUGACAACAGCAUUGUGGCCCAGCUGCUGCUGAACUAGGGGAUCGAGCCAUCUCCAUGACGCGCGCUAUGUUUAUAAUGUAAGAUAAUGAAAUUUCUCUAAAUUAUUUUCAUAUAUUCACUGGCAGUUGCAUUCUAAAUAAAAUGUAAGCUAAUACUAAAGAA